This is a messenger RNA of [Torrubiella] hemipterigena, 5346 nucleotides long. The record is from the annotation of a GenBank genome assembly. Lineage: Eukaryota; Fungi; Ascomycota; Sordariomycetes; Hypocreales; Clavicipitaceae.
UGAGGACUUGCUUUGGAAAACAAGUCAUGAACAACACCAAUGCGGCAUAAACAAGCGAUAGAAACAGUUAAUCGAACGUUAUAAACGGCUUCAUGACUCGCAAUAACCUUACAGAUCACCUCUCUUGGUUAUUGAACAACGUCUCACUCACGAAGCCAACUUGCCGACCUCUGUCUCGAAGUAACGCGCCUGCGAGGGGCAUAUCUCAACAACAACCUACACAUUGGCAGACCUCGUCGCAAUCCCGAGACCUCUCAAACACAUGUAGCCUAUUGCAAAAUAAUCUACAAAAUAGUCGUCAAUCUCGAGUAGAUGCCCCAAUAAACGACCAAUCACCAGUGGAGGAAGCGGAGGAGAGAGCACUCCCCGAACGAGAAAUAAUGGGACGUCUCACUUCCAGUGGCAAGUCGAAAAAGCCAACUCUGAUCUCACAGCAAGCAACAUUUCCGACUCCGCGAUCUUUGGUAUUUGGAGAAGCCGCUGGCUCCUCACACAAGCAGAUCAUAUCCGAAUCCUCAACUACCUUGUCGAAACCCCUACAAUCACCAGCUGAAGGCAAACUACCAAAAGCCACUUCAGUAAUAUCUAGUUUAGGCUUGGAUCUAAACUAUUUUGACGACGACGACCUAGUCUGCAUGGAUUUGACUGCCGAUACAAGUCUUGCUGAUCUGUCGAAAGAUGCAUCUUUUAAAGACCUCCCGCGAUCUGCAUCAAAGUCCACGAGAAAGGCUACACCGCUAUCAAAUCGGGGAAAGAAGAGAAAAAGCGCCGACUUUGCCGAAUUCGACAUCGAUUUGGACAAGAUGGAUGAGCCAUUCGCGGAUGUGUACCAUAUCCUGGGCACCGAACCCCCGUCAUCCACACCGCGAAAAAAGCAGAAUAUGAACAAUCCGGCCGGCACAGACAGUGGUAAAGCUGGAAAGCUACUGACACCUGGCUCUAGGCGUCCUUCAAGUAGCUUACCGCAAUUAGACUCGGCCGAAGUUAGAUCGUCACCUUUGCAACGUGCUGUGAACCGACGAAAACAAACAAAGGCAUCUGGAACUGAUGUUAUGGCUCCAACGGUCAACACUCCAGCCCCUGAACCGGAUGUAAUACCAGAAGCAAGUACGCCUACUUCCAAUACCCGAACUGCACGCCACGCUGAUCAAGACGGUGUGGUACCUGACUCCGAUGACGAAUUUGUAACUCCACCUUCCCAAAACCAUCCAAGCAGCAAUCUUGCAAAUUUCGUCGACCUCGACGAUAGCUCUCUGAUCGAGCUACCCCAUCCUACCAGCUUAAAGUCAGGAUCAGCGACGUAUGGCCUACAACCACCUUCAGCCGAAACAGCCAAGGCUGUUGUGACUGGGGAAGACGCCGCAACUCAGGGUGUGCUCCCAAACUCGAGCCAAAUGCCAAGGAUAUUAUCCCAGAUACAACAAAACCCUGAGGUCAUUGAACGGCGGGUAGCACAUAUUGAUACCCUUGUCCAACAGAAUGGCGCGAAGUUUUUGCAAGCAAUUAACGAACGCUGGCCAAAGGAGAAACGUCAUGAGAUCAAGCUUGAAAAGGAGCGUCUACUGCGUCAACAGCAGGCGCUCAAGGAUGUUGCGCCAUCUCUAGCAGCAUACGGAGUGCUUGCCCUGAAUCGAGAGACGCUUGUUAAACAGAUCGCAACCUCUUAUGCUGAGGGCAUCGAUACAGACGAAGACGAAACUCUCCUGGACACAUUGACGGAUGAGAUUGAGCGAAAGGAAGCUGACCUUGUUGUCGAGCUCAAGUCCUGUGGCUUGACAAACGUUGACUUGGAGGCCUUGAUUCGACCGCCAACGGCUUCAACCGCCGAGUCAAGUUUAGUGGUCAUGGGCACUCAGGCUUCACCAACAACGUAUUUAGUCAAUAUGUCGCAAACAUCGACCAUUGAUAUGCUGCCUGCGACCCAAAUAGUUCAUCAAACACAGCUACCAGGACACUCACAACCGAAUUCCUCACGAGAUCUCAAUUCAUCAACGCAAGCCAUCACACGCGGUAGACCCGAUGAAUGGCAAGAUAAGCCUUUCCCGCGAAACACUUCAGGCACUGCAGGUUGCGGGCCAUCUGUUACAUAUAGUAAUGAUGUACCCGAUGAAGACGAUUUCUUUUCGGAAACGGAACAGGAUCUGAUGCCACCUCCGCCGAAUACAAACCGGGCACCAGGAAAUCUAGUGGAAUCUCGGCGCCAUGAUGAAUUUAGCGACUUUAGCGAUGAAGCUGAUAUCCUCGCACUUGCUCAUGAUUACGAAAGCCGCCAAUCAGGGAGAGAUGAGCCUCACCAGCAAAGAAUUAUUUUUUCAGAAACAUCAGGCAAUAGUAUGGCCGCCUCUAAACCCAGGUCUAUGUCCAAAAGUGUGACACCUGCACCAGUGGCGCAGCCGCUUAUCCCUCCAGAACUCAUGCGGCAUCCGUGGUCUCCAGAAGUUCAAAAGAUUCUCAAGGAUAGGUUCAGAAUGAAGGGGUUCCGACAAAAUCAGCUGGAAGCUAUUAACGCGACGCUUGCUGGCCAAGACGCUUUUGUGCUUAUGCCUACCGGAGGCGGAAAGUCCUUGUGCUAUCAGCUUCCAGCGGUAAUCCGGACUGGGAAAACAAGAGGAGUGACUAUAGUGGUUUCGCCAUUGCUCAGUCUAAUGCAGGAUCAAGUCCAGCAUAUGAAGGCUCUUGGGAUUCAGGCUGUUGCCUUCAACGGCGAGUGCUCAGCUGACUAUAAGAGACAAGUCAUGAGCGCUUUUGACGAACGAAGUCCUGAGCACUUUGUGGAGCUUCUCUACGUCACCCCUGAAAUGGUUAUGAAAAAUGGAGCUUUUAAUAACGGUAUGCAAACGCUAUAUCGCAAAGGCAAGUUUGCACGUCUGGUAAUCGAUGAAGCCCAUUGCGUUAGCCAAUGGGGCCACGACUUUCGUCCGGACUACAAGAACCUUGGACAAGUCAGAUCUAAAUUCCCAUCCGUUCCAGUGAUGGCUCUAACGGCUACUGCAACACAAAACGUCAUUGUCGAUAUCAAGCAUAAUCUUGGAAUGAACAAUUGCCAAGUAUUUUCGCAAAGCUUCAACAGACCGAAUCUAUACUAUGAGGUGCGAUCAAAGGGAAGCAAUCCAGCUGCAACUGACAGUAUUGCCGAUCUCAUCAAUUCCAAAUAUCGUAACAUUACAGGCAUUGUUUACACGAUUUCACGAAAGCAGGCGGAAGAUGUGGCUAGCAAGCUUUGUGCGCGUGGGAUCAAAGCAAGGCACUACCAUGCAGCAAUUGAGCCCCAGGAGAAACACGAAGUGCAAACUGCUUGGCAAAAGGGGAUUGUCAAAGUUGUUGUUGCAACGAUCGCUUUUGGCAUGGGUAUUGAUAAACCAGAUGUUCGGUUUGUGGUGCAUCAUGGCUUACCCAAGAGUUUGGAAGGCUAUUAUCAAGAGACUGGUCGAGCAGGUCGUGAUGGAAACCCUUCGGAUUGUAUUCUCUUCUAUGGCAAGGGGGAUAUAAGAGUCCUCAAGAAGAUGAUUGCUGACGGAGAUGGAAAUCAAGAGCAGAAGGAGCGUCAAAUGGUCAUGCUCAACCGUGUUUCUGCUUUUUGCGACAACCAAUCCGACUGUCGACGAACAGAGGUUCUCCGUUACUUUGGAGAGGACUUUGAUGCCUCACAAUGUGGCAAGAGAUGCGACAACUGCCAGGCUGGGUUGGUUUUCGAACAACAGGACUUCUCUGAAUAUGCUAUUGCUGCCAUCCGUGUUGUCCAAGCACAACACAAGCUUACAGCCAACCAGUGCGCAGAUAUUCUUCUAGGCAAAAGGUAUCCGAACAAUGAAGACGAGCUGUCGGACAAGUUUCAUGGCAUGGCAAAAGGACUGAAGAAGCAUGAGGUUGUCCGAGUGAUUGACAAAUUGUCGGCAGAGAAGGGAUUCUAUGAGGACAAUGUUGUUGGGAAUUAUGGUGUGGCCAUUCAGUACCUCAAGAUAGGCUCAGCUGCAAAGUACUUCUUGGCCGGUCAGCGGAAACUAAUGCUCACUAUUCAAGUUUCCGAUAGCAGCUCCGCUAAGAAAGGGAAAGCGAAAGCCAAAAAGGUCACCACCAAAAACACGAAGGAUGUUGACUCGGCAGCCUUUCAGUCCACGUAUGUUUCGUCACCCAUCGAUAGACGCAAGGCUCGAGCCAGAAAACAGCGCAUAAUUGAUGGUGUCGAUGAGUUUGAAUAUGCGUCGAAUGGAUACGCUGAUAACGGGCUUGUUGUCUCUGAUGAUGGCGAGGAAUAUGACAGUGAUGGUGACGACGGAUUUGAUGCUCUGCCACCACACCGGGCGGCAAAACCACCGACGAAGUCAAGGGGUAAGCUGGCUACUGGUAUGCUUAUCAAAUCUGGAAAGCAGCUCAAAGAUCUAUCCGAGAUUCACCAGGAUCUCGUCAAUGGGUUUGUUGAUGAGGCAAGACAGAUUGAGGAACAUAUUCGGAAUAAACGAGGCCUACGGCGUCCACUCUUCAGCGAAAACGACCUUCGCGAAAUGGCUAUCAACUGGACAGUGACAAUCGACCGCAUGAGCUGCAUUCCAGGAGCCGACCCAGAUAAGAUUGCUGAGCAUGGCCCCAGACUGAUACCUGUUUUAAAACGCUAUCAUACCAUGUAUCAGGAAAUCAUGGGCGACAAUGCAGCAGAAGAGUCUAUUCAAGACAUUGUGGACCUAAUCAGCUCCGAUUUUGAGAUAGACGAUGAUGAAAAAGAGCCAGACGACCAAGAAUCACAUUAUUUUAGCCGACCAGAGGUUGCGGCUUUCCAUGAACGUCUGGAAGGUCUCAAUAGCCAGCAUCAGCAAGCACACUCUGAAAGCCAAAGUAGGAGCAAGCGGCCUUCAUCUGGCUAUGGAAGUGGCCGUAGUUCCAGAGGCAAGUUCCCUGGUAAAAAGUGGUCACGCAAAGGAGCUGCAGGCGGUGGCGGUGGUAUAACAAAACGCAAGACCAGUGGUGUUUCGACGGCUGCCGGUGGUAGUAGUAGAAGAGUAACGUUGUCAAGAACAGCAACUUCGUCAUCAACUUCAAAAAGAGACGGGAAGAUUGUGAUUAAGAAGAAUGGGGGUGGCAUCGGCCUGAUGCCACUGUAAUGAGAUAUGGUUUCAAUGUUGGCAUUGAUAUGGCAGCAGCGUGGAAUUUCAAUCCCGUAAGAACAUGCAUUUAUAAGGAGUCUUUUGUUUGAUUUAACCAGCAUACCUGGUAAGGGCCGCGCUUAGAACUAUGGGAAGUAAAGACGUUUUUGCACACGGCAUAUGGAGAGGCGUAGAUAGAUACCAACCACUGGAAACGGAUCAUUAGGAGUAUAUUACUUUAAGCACAUGUGUUGUAGUGAGUAGUGAG